Messenger RNA from Phytophthora infestans T30-4, 1374 nucleotides. Its product is annotated as aldehyde dehydrogenase, putative. The record is from RefSeq and is a predicted model, not a curated record. Bases 1 to 1176 code for a protein of 391 amino acids. Gene Ontology annotation, molecular function: aldehyde dehydrogenase (NAD+) activity. NCBI's taxonomy places the organism in Eukaryota, Oomycota, Peronosporomycetes, Peronosporales, Peronosporaceae. The transcript has 6 exons.
AUGCGGGCACAGCUCAGGAGGAUACCAGAAUGGUUUGAGUAUUUUGCAGCACUGGCAAGGACGUCGGAGGGCUCAGUGCCACCGUUUUCAGGUGAUUAUGUCAACUACACACAGCGCCUCCCACUCGGGACUAUCACGCCUUGGAACCAUCCGUUGCUCAUUGCUGUCAAGAAAUUGGCACCCGCGUUGGCUGCGGGGAAUUCUGUCGUGGUCAAGCCGUCAGAACUAGCGCCACUCACUGUUUUGCAGCUCGCUGAGCUGUGUCAUGACGCAGGAAUUCCAGCGGGUGUCUUCAACUGUGUUCCUGGACUUGGCGCAGUUGCUGGCCGCGCUCUUGCUGAGCACCCGGCGAUCAAGAAAAUUGAUUUCACAGGCGGAACUGCGACAGGGAGGGCUGUCGCUGCAGCGGCAGGUGGAAACCUUGCUAGCACGACGAUGGAGUUAGGUGGGAAAGCUCCGAUUGUAGUUUUUGACGACGUGGAUGUGGACGAAGUAGUCAAUGGAGCUGCAUUUGCCUGCUUUAUUGCAAGCGGUCAAACGUGCGUCACCGGUGCCCGCUUGAUCGUUCACGAAAAGAUCUUUGAUGAGCUGGUGGAGAAGCUGGUUGCAAAAGUUCGCUCGAUCCGAUUAGGGGACCCUAUGGACGACCGAACGCAGAUGGGUACUAUCAUUUCUGAGCCACACCUUUUACGUAUUCACGCAAUGGUGGAGCGUGCUAGACAAGAUGGUGCAACUGUUCGCUGUGGAGGACGCCGCGCUACCGAUCUAAAGGGAUAUUUUUACGAGCCCACUGUGAUCACGGAUGUUACCUCUGACAUGGAAAUCGUGCAGCAAGAAGUAUUCGGCCCUGUGGUUGCUGCUUAUUCCUUCACGGAUGAAGCCGAUGCUGUUAAGCAUGCAAAUGAUUCUCCGUUUGGACUUGGUGCUGCGAUUUGGACGAACAACAUCAAGCAGGCCCAUCGCGUGGCCAAUACUUUGAGCGCUGGAAUAAUUUGGCUGAACGAUCACCACCGAAACGAUCCGUCGAGUCCUUGGGGUGGUGUGAAAGAUAGCGGCAUGGGGAGAGAAAACGGACUGGAGGCGUAUCGCUCGUACUCUCAGAUCAAAAGUGUCAUCGUUGGUUUUGGCAACGAGAAGUUCGACUGGUUUGUCGACGACACGGUGCGGUACGGUUAAUCAGAGACCACUUAGCCAACUCAUCUGCGUUUCUUAAGCAGGAUGAGACCCUUUAUUCCAGUACUUAAAUUCAUUGAGCGGUUGACUCGAGUGGGUGCUUCUUCUGCUGCACGAUGCGGAAGAACGCCGCCACACUCUCCGAUGCCCUGCGACAACGAAUCGAUCACGUAUGCGUCAAUACACACGAUACCCAACAAA